UUUAAUGAUAUCAGAACAUUUUGAUGAAGAACUCCAAGAAGAUUACUUGUGCAUGUAAACAUGGAUUUUUAAGAAACCAUGAUUCUGCCUUAACAUUAUCCUGGUUAUGUAUGUGCAUGUAAAUAUACUCUGUGUGUGUGUUAAAUAAUAAAGACGAGAAAAGGAACUGGUAGCACCAUGUAGUGCUAGGAUGAAGAACCUCUGAAGUAGCAGCAUAAAGGAUUAAUCAUAAGUGUGUGUGUGUGUGUGUGUGUGUAUACAUAUUUUUUUAAUAUGAAAACUUGUCUAGUGAAAUGUAUUCCAGAGGGGCCUGGUCAAUUUCCUCAUAAAACUCAAUUAGAAUUGUGUUAUUGUUUCAAAGGUUCAAUUGGACCCAAUGGCUGAUAAUUUAAUGAAAUGGAUUGCUGCCCUGUUAAAUGUCUUAUGGUGUCUUAUCACUUUGGAUUUGGCUUCUCGAGCUGCAAAGCUUCAUAGAGCUCCUGCCAUUGGUAUCCUCCUCACUGCCUUUUCUUCUGUAUUCCGUUCAGUGACAUCUCUUGUGCCACUGCCUGGUAGCUCACAACUGCAAGAUCUUCAAGACGACUUGUUUUGGACCAGCUGCUUGUUUGCACCUGCUUUAGUUUCAUUUGGGUUUCUUUGGCUAAGUGAAGAUCGGACCACUGGAAACACACUGCUCUGUGGGUCUUUGCUUGCUGCCUCAUUGUCUGAUUGGUUUUCAGAAUACAGUCGUGUCCUUAUUGGCCGCUUUAUGGUCAUAAGUUCACUAAGUUGCUCUUUGACAGUUUGUGCUUUUACUGGUAAUGUCAAAGGACUCUUUGGAAAUCUUGUUUUGAACUUGGUCUAUCUCUCUUUUCCUACUGUCAGAGAGCAGUCAUUGAUACCGUGGGUAACAGGAGAAUUCGCAGAGACAGUCCUGAACAUGUGGAUGUUUUUUGGUAUUGUAAUCACUCAGCAGGCACUACAUGGAUUUAAAAGGGAGGGUGAUGACUGGGAUUAAACUGAGUGCUUACACUAUACCUUACCAUUCUCAAGCCCAGUUAAUCCAGUUCAGGGUUGCAGCAAGAAAACACAUGUUGACAUGGAAAGAACUCCACAACAGCAACAACCUGGUGUGAGGUUCAAACCCAAGACUACUGUGCUGCACUCUGUUAAAUUAUGUUGUCAAGAAUUACCUGUUCUAGACUGUACCUGACAAACACAGCCAGUACUGUGACACUUUUUUUUCAAUGUAAACCCUUUUAGUAGAGGGCUUCCAUGAGUAUCUACAACUUACAAAAAACCUGUUAUACUGUUAAAAAAAACAAAAACGUCUAUAGAGGUUUACUUUGAAGAGAACAACAUUAAUAGCAGUCUGCAAUUUAUAACUAUCAUAUAAGCUUUAUAUUGUGACAAGUCAAAGAUAACACAGGAAACAAAUGCAAAGUUAUUGUAUAUAGUUGUUUAGUCAUAUUCACCAGGCGGUUAAUUAACAGCCGUACUCUUUUAAGUAAUUACAACGACAGUGUUUGACACAGAAACAUCUGAAGAGUGAAAAAAGUAUAUCAAGAUACUCCAGUGGAUUUCCUUAAGUUUUAUUAUCACAUACUCAAAAACUUGAACAGAAAUCAUGGGGAACUGUACUAAAGUUGAUGGCUAAAGAUUGGGAUGUAGCAAACUAAAUGAGCUUGAAGCUGGGACUGUGUCUUUGUAAAUUUUCAAAAGUUUUUCAUUGAGUCACUAAUGGCAGACAUAACAUGCUUACUGGGUUACUGUUUAGCUCACAUCAAAAUGAUAGUUUUCUAUCCUUUUUUAAAUCUGGGAUUGCUACUUUGGUAAGUAAGAACAUGAAUUCCGGUCAGCAUUGUACACCAUGUGUUGAACUACAGAUAUCUUUAAAGUUUUAAAAUAUUUAAUUGCUUACAUCUCUCCACAUGCAUCACCAGUGCUUUGUAAUAUAUGCAAGGCAAAACUGCAGGAAUGCAGUUACAAACAUUGUGAUGAAAAAACUUCAAGAUUUAUGAUUGAGUACAAGAAAUAUGUGAUGCAACACUUUCAAGCCCAUUUAAUGAGUGACAAGAACUUGAUCCUAUUCCUUGGUGCCAGCCCACUGCAGGCCCCACUUACUUACUCAUUCUCCCUUUCUCUUACACACAUAAACACACAUCUACAAAGGGUCAAUUAAUCUAUCUUGCACAUCUUUGGGGAUGUAGGAAGAAAAAUCACAGAUGUUAAAAAAAUCAUACAAACUCAACACGGACAGUGAACAGGCUUGACGUUCAAACUCAGGGCACUGGAUCGACGAAGAGACAAUCCUCCAUCACCAUGCUAACUCUUAAUUCGUGACUAGUAUAUUCUGUCUUAAAAAGCUAACCCUGUAUUUUUCUUAAUUUUACCUGCCAUUUAGUAUGUAUAUUGUACAUUGUAAGGGGUGCUUGGUCUUUACAAAACAAUAAAUAGGAAAACUGCAGUCCUAAAAUAUUCCAUCAACCACAGAAUACACAAAUCCAGUAUUCGACAGUCCUAGUUUUAACAAAACAUUCAGACAACAGGAAUGGCUCACCUGUUUUUGACACAUGCCGUCCAGUGGUAAAAAUUUGUUCUGCACCUGCUGGUCUGGCUUCUGAUGUUGCAGGACAGUCUGAUGAACCACAGGAGGGAGAAAAGUAUGGAGUAUAGGGUAAAUGAUUUUAUGAGUAAAUAAAAAAAAAAUAUCCUUUGAUCCAUCCCACAAAACACAACCCCAACAGAUGUUACAACUUCUUGGAUGCCCUUUUUGGUUUUUGUUAAUGUGUUCCCAAAGCCAACCAUGUAAAUACCACCAGUAAGCACCCUUUUGACAUUGAAGAAAUCAUCUUAAAAAUAUUCAAAUAUUAUACAUAAAAAUUUUGCUCUUCAAAUAGUAUCUGGUCUACACGAACAUGAAAAAAAAUAAAUCUAUUCAUCAUCUCAAUAACAGAAUUUAACAAUGACUGCAUUAGAAAAAAUAUAUACUAUUUACAGAAAUUCGAUGUAAUUUAUUGACAAUGGAAAUAUUUACCUUUUUAAAUUUGAACUUGUCUUGCAUUUUACCAAACCAUUGUUAAGUAAAUAAAAUAACCAAAAUUGACUAGUCUAUAUAGUAUUUUCUUAUUGUAAACACUUUACGAAUGACCAACAUAUAUUGGAAAAACAGAAAGCCACUGUGAAACAUACAGGCAAGUCCAGAUGUCUGUGGCUGAAUGAUACCACUGAACUUAUUGAAUUUUAUUGUUGUUUUGUGGACAGUAACAAUAGGACAACUAGAAAGGGUUUUGGGUCCCAUUAAAGUCAGGUGCUGUCAUCAUCUGAGGCUGAAAACUGUCAAAGGUAUAAAUACUGUUGAAGUCUCUGGACAGACAGCAUUUUAAGCUGUAGUAUGAGAGAAUACUCUGCUCAGGUGGUAGAAGUCAUAUCUGGUCAUUUUCAAACUGCAUGCUCUGGCUUAUAGCUAUCAUUUGCUUCAGAAUGACUGCUAAUGUUCCAAUGCCAAAAAAAAAAACUUUGGGAAUAGAGCCCUAUUGUACAUGCUUCUGUAAUUAUGAAGUGCUUUGAGUGGCUGUUCUUGGCCCACACUGAAAUCAGUUUAAAAUGUAAAUUAGAUCCACUUCAGCAUGCCUCCAAUUCUAACACAACUGCAGUUAAUGGUAAUUUACUUUAAUCAAUGUGGCUAACUGUAUUUGAAUGAUUUUCAUUGAUUACAAUUAAGUAUUCA
Erpetoichthys calabaricus (reedfish) is the source of this 3709-nucleotide messenger RNA. Its product is annotated as transmembrane protein 276-like. The record is from RefSeq and is a predicted model, not a curated record. The coding region runs from base 377 to 997 and encodes 206 amino acids. The transcript is spliced from 2 exons. NCBI's taxonomy places the organism in Eukaryota, Metazoa, Chordata, Cladistia, Polypteriformes, Polypteridae.